This is a messenger RNA of Pygocentrus nattereri (red-bellied piranha), 5947 nucleotides long. RefSeq names its product zinc finger and BTB domain containing 46 (gene zbtb46). The coding region runs from base 344 to 2476 and encodes 710 amino acids. The record is from RefSeq and is a predicted model, not a curated record. The transcript has 7 exons. Gene Ontology annotation, molecular function: RNA polymerase II cis-regulatory region sequence-specific DNA binding; DNA-binding transcription factor activity, RNA polymerase II-specific; protein binding. Lineage: Eukaryota; Metazoa; Chordata; Actinopteri; Characiformes; Serrasalmidae. Gene Ontology annotation, biological process: regulation of transcription by RNA polymerase II.
AGUUGAGUCUCAGCCGAGAGAGAGAGCGCGCUCAGGAGAGGGAGUGAGAGAGAGAGAGAGAGAGAGAGGGGAGGCUGGUUCCUGAUACCGAGACACGGAAAAGCAGGGGAGGGAGAGUUUGAGGGGAAAAAAGAGACAGGCAGAGAGAGGGGGAGAGAACAGGGGAAUUACACUGGCGGACACAAAAGCGUCGUGGGGAGAAACUGAACACAGAAUUUCUCACAUCUUCCGUCUCUCACAGGGUCACGCCAAAAACUGAAGCCCGAGGAAUCGACAACGCUCGAACCCAGAACUCAUGGGUUAACAGACUCUGUCCAGAAGACGCAGCCACCCAGUAAAUCCAAUGAAUAACCGGAAGGAAGACAUGGAGAUCACGUCGCACUACCGGCAGCUUCUGCGCGAGCUGAAUGAGCAGCGGCAGCACGGCAUCCUGUGCGACGUGUGUGUCAUCGUAGAGGGCAAAAUCUUCAAGGCGCACAAGAAUGUGCUGCUGGGCAGCAGCCGCUACUUCAAGACGCUCUACUGCCAGGUAAAGAAGGGCACGGAGCAGCAGGCCACGAUCACACACCUGGACAUUGUGACGGCGCAGGGCUUCAAGACCAUUCUGGACUUCAUGUACUCUGCUCACCUGGCGCUCACCAGCAAAAAUGUCAUUGAGGUGAUGUCAGCCGCCAGCUAUCUGCAGAUGACCGACAUCGUGCAGGCAUGCCACGGCUUCAUAAAGGCUGCGCUGGACAUCAGCAUCCGCUCUGAGCUGGCUGACGAGCUGGCUGACAUGGAGAUGGGAGUGGUGGGCUCAGUGGGUGCUGGAAUGGGGCCAGGGGGAGCAGGGGGUGUAGCCUCAGAGGCACUGGCAUCCAUGAUCUCAGCCCGCAGCUCCUCACCAUGGCUAAACCGUCGCACUAGUCCAGCUAAUUCAUCAGGGGACUCAGCCAUUGCUAGUUGCCAUGGUGAAGGUGGCAGCACCUAUGGCAAGGAGGACCAGGAGCCUAAAAGUCAUGAGAGCCAGGAAGACGCCUGUUCGCAGCCACUGUGGCCUCCUGACUAUCGUUCUGUCCAGGUUAAAGAGGAGCAAGUGUCACCCUCUAACGUACGGGAUGGAGCGGGGGGCAGCCGAGGGGCGCAGGGAACGCCUGGAGAGCAGGGGAACAGAGGGGGGGAGGGGGGUUGGCAGGUGUCUGGCUCAGGCCGCAGAAAGAAUCGCAAGAACAAGGACACGGUCAGACACAUCACGCAACAGAACGAGGGCGACAGUCGGGGAGGCUCGCCGCUGCCUUCCAUGCUGUCCACGACCAACUGGAACAACUACAACCAAGACAUUCCAGGCGCAGACGAGGCUGAGCCUAGUUCAGACAGCCGGGGUGAGCGGAUGGACUUUUUUGUGAAGCAGGAAGAGGCCGGGGAGGCAAGCUUCAUGAGCUCAUCAUUGGCCAGCGAGAGGGAGGAGGCUGGAGGCCGGAAUCAGGAGCGAAGUGGCUCUGUGGCCAACCUAAGGGCGGCGCUAAUGAGCAAAAACAGCCUGCUAUCUUUGGGGGCCGAAAUGCUGAGUGAAGAUAACCCCCUGUUGUUUGAUUACCUGCCUAAAGGAGGACAUUCACUGUCACGGUCUCACCGCUCCGACGGCGGCGGCGGCAGUGGCGCCCACCGCCCUGGGGCCCCAUUUGAUAGCAAACAUGGGCCGUCUUCGUCCUCUCCUCUGUCCGCUCUCCCUCCUCUGCCUCUUCCGCCGCCCUCCGAGCCGCAACCCCUGGGGGCUCCCCUUGGCCUGCCGCUGGCCGGGAGCUCCUCAUACAGUCGGGACGUGGAACAGGAGCCGGAGCCCACGCUCUCUGAGGAGGAGAUGCAAGAGGAUGAAGACAGUCCGAGUAACAGUGCAGGCCUGGAGUGCAGCCAGGCUCCUAUAGAGGAGGAUCAGAUGGUGGAGGAGCAGCGUGGUGUGUGUGUGGCGGAGGUGCGGGCCGGAGGGCUGGCCUGCUCCCUGUGCAAGCAACUGUUUAGCAGCCUGCUCCAGCUGAGGCAGCACGAGUACGGCCACACGCUCUCGCUCAUGGCUCUGUCUCUUGACUGCUUGGAGCCACAGCGCCCCCUAACGUUCCCUUCGUCCUCCUUUGAGCCACCUCCGCCACCGCCGCGCUACCACUGCCCGCGGUGUCCGGCCAGCUUCACACUGAAGUCCAAUGCUGACCGGCACGAGAAGACCAUCCACUUCAAGCGCAAGCUGAUGCGCUGCCCGUACUGCCUCAAGCACUUCCGUGACCGCACAGACCUCAAUCGCCACCUGUCCUCUGUGCACUCUAGUGAGCGCGUCUACACCUGUCCGGCUUGCGCCCGCGCCUUCAGCACACAGAAGAACCUGGCUACCCAUGCCAAGGUCUGCUGCCAGGCAGGGGCUGUUCCCAUCGAGCCACUCUGGAACUCCCACACCCUCAAGGAAGAUGCCCAGACUGACCUUAGGCACAGCCAUAAUGGAGAUUGAUUGCUGGCUCUUUGGUCUACAAUAGGGGACCAAAUCCAGUCCUGAAAAGCCUUCUGGUCUGUUUGGAUGGUCCUCAUAAACUCAGAAAACUCAGUUACAAUUCUAACAAAUGACUGAGUCAUAAAUGCUAGACAAAUUCAAUGCUACACAGUAGACCAAACUGUCAUUAGUCCACCCCAUCUGAUAGUUUGGUGACUUAAUAAAUGUAAGUUUUAACUGAACACAAACUGUUAGUCACUAUUUGGUGACAUGAUCAUUUUCCAAGUUGAUGAGGACUGUCCAAGUGCAUCAUCAGUCCAGCGCAGUAUGGUGAUUUGCCUGCUCAGUCACACCUGAUUCAAUUUAGAUACCAGGUUUUAUAGGUGUGAUUGGCUGUGCUCGAUUAUGUCCAGGACAGGAAUUUGAGCCCCCAGGUCUGCUCCCUAGUUGCCUAAACUUUUAGUUUGGCCUGCAAGUUAUUGUGAAGGUGCUGGAGGAUCUUCACCACCACCAUUGCAAAAUUGACUCAGGGGUCCCUUAGAGAACUGAUGUCUAUUUGUGGCUAGAGCACUGAGAUUUGUGCAAGAUUUGUAAUGUAUUUGUACAAGAUAUGUACAAGCUUUGUAGAAUACAUGUACAAAAAUUGUGAAUAUUUGUGAAUUAAACUCUAUAUUCUAUAUAUGUGAAUAUUUUUAUAUGAAUACUGGACAUGCACCAACCGCAAUAGCUUUGGGUGUUGAUAAGUGCAACUGCUGCAACUGCUAUGCAAAGACAAAGACAAAACAUUCACCUUGUCUCACGCCCAUGCACCUGUGUUUGUGCAUUGACUUAUUUUUAUACUAGAUAGCAAUCAGACAAGAGAACGCAGUGAACUCAGCUUAAAUAAGAUGCCAGUCAGCCCAGUGUUUGGGUGGCUAUUUUUCUCAAACCGUUGUCCUGCUCAUUAUAAGAAAACAGAGCUUCUGUUCCCAACAAUUGUUCCCUCUUUUAGUGUGUAUUUGAGUAAUGCCAGUUUCUCCUGUAUCUUUGCAAGUAAAUUGAUCUUUGAAGCAUUGUGUUCUGGAAAAGCUUUAUGGGUAAAUCCUAGAUUUACUACUUCAAGCACUUCCUUACUCUGAGUUGGUGAUCUUCACACGACACUGUCCCCUACAGGAGGAAAGUGUAACCUCCUUCCUUCCCUUACAAUUGUAUAAUUGAGUGGAGUUGGAUGAUCAGGGAUGAGGACAGUUAGGGGUAGACCUUAAAUCCCUCAGCCAGCAAUGUCCUCACUAUAAGCCUCUGUGCGUAUAUGUGUGUGAGUGCACGUCUGUGUGUGUGUCUAAGCACAGCUGAAUAAUGUCAGUAAUUGGCUCAGCUUGGUCCUCACCCCAGCUCACCCUCAACCUCUGAGAUAAAGAGGAUGUGGGAGGAGAGAAGUAGAGUCAUUAAGGUCGCGGGUGCCCUAGUGACCUCCACAAACCUCGCUGACCCUACAAAACAGUUUAUGUCACAGAAGAAGCAGGGGGAAGGAAGGGAGAGCAUGGCGCUUUUAGGAGAAAUGGUGCACACUGGUGAUACAGAUAGGCUUAAAUUAAAGUCCACAUUUCUGCAUGUUUGCUGGUCUUUCCAAAAGGAGGCCUACUGUGGAGCAAAUAUGUUAUUGAACCUUUGCACUGGUUCAGCUGUCACCCUUGAAUGAUUUAAUAAUAUCAGUGUUUUGUUAUUUUAAGUGGAUAAAAAUAAGUAUAUAAACCAAACAGGUGCAUUGUUUUACCACACAUCUACCUUUGUCUCUUUGAGUGGUUGGACCGUAAACAUGUGAGCGCUCUUGUUUGUUGACCAGUAAACUAUGUCAUCUCUAGAGAAGAUUUUUGUGUCCUGCAAAUACUUAUCAUUUACCUUUAAAAGCAUCUCAUGGUUUUCACUCACACAAGUUCUGCAAAGUCUCUCUCCAAACAGAAGCAGCUCCAGUGUGAAAAUGGGAGAGAAUCCCAUAUUAAAAGUAAACUUUUUCUAGAGCAUUUCACAACUGGAACAUUCUUUAAACCACAUGCAGCUGGAUGUCCAGUCAUUAACUCUGGAUAACAUUCCAUGUCUUGGUAAAGCCAUAUUAGCAGGGACAUACAGGGCUAUGUGGAUAUGCACUGAAAAACAUAAUUAUUCACAAGCCCACUACUAAAUAAUCAAGCCUGUCCUAUGAAUCCAAAAGCAAUUGUUAGGACACCUAAAGAAAAGUAUGUUGUAAUUCUAUAAUCUAUAGCAGAUACUGUGGUGCUGGAGAAGGCAGGUCCUUUCCAUAUUUCUCAGUGAUUUGCCCACACUGUUUGGUUGUGCUGCAUGUUCCUUGUGCACAAACAUUGCUUCUGUGAUUUGUUUGUCAUAUGCAAAAGAAUUGUGGUUUAUUUAGAAAAAAAAUCUUCCAGAUCUAUGCCAGGGAACUCACUCCAGAUUGUCUGAAUUCACAAAAAAUGGUGGAUCCAUGGCUGUCUGAGCUCAUGAAAUUGGUGCUAGACUGAAUGUCAGAUGCAUUUUAUGGAACUCACUUUUUAACUACUAUGCAAAAAAGAAAAAAAAUGACAACAUGGAACUUGCACUUCUGUGAAAGCUCCCAAGACGUUCUCAGGGAAAGAAAAGGCGGAUUGGCUCUCUGUCACGUUUGUCUUUAAGCGAAUAAAAACCAUGCUGAUGUGAAAACCCCAUUAGGGAUCUUACAGUAAGUGAUGCAGCAAUCACUGCUGUAUUGUUUGCACUAUCUUUUGUUAAAGAAACAGAAAAGUAAGUUUUCAUACUGAAUGCAGAUUAUUGGGGAUUUUUUAGCAACUGUGUAAAUGGUUGUUUGUACCUUUGUAGUCAAUAAAUUUUAUUGUGAAGCUUCAACAAAGCCCUGCUACCAUUCAUUUUUUUCCUAUUCAGUCUCUCUUUAUUCACAACAGGAUUAACAAGUGAUGAACAAAAACAUGCUUGAUGAAGAGAACUGAUCUGCAAAAUUUUUUAAAUGGUCUCCAUGUUAUUGUAAAAGUGGUUGUCACAUUGCCUUAACCUCAUGUUCCACACAUUUUCUGUCACAGAGGCCAGAGCCCUUUUAAUAGCAAGCAGGACCUGGCUCUAUGCUACCUGCCUGAGCCUGCCGUCCUCAUCUUCUUAUUAGCCCUGCCGGUCUAGACCAUUGGUCUAAUGCGAUUACAGACAUUAGAAUGGGAAAAGUACAAAGCAUGUGUACACUGUUUGCUCUGUAUCCUCAAAACUCCUGUGUUACUUGAGCAAAGCAUCAUCAAUACCAGUCUAUACCAGUUAUACCAUUCAGCAGACAACAGGGAUAUGCUGCUAUUCUUCCAUAUUUAUAUCUUUGUUGAAUUUGAGUUUUUCAACAAUGUGGCCAAAUGUGCCUCAGUGCUGUAGUGGUUGCUAGGGAAACUGUCCUUUAGGACUGGCGUUGGUAGCUAAGGGAAGGUGAGCUUAGCUCUGAGACCUUUCUUAUUAUUUUUCAGAAUAGGUUGAGCAUUCAGGCUAAUC